Molecule: messenger RNA, 1531 nt
Organism: Nycticebus coucang (slow loris)
Lineage: Eukaryota; Metazoa; Chordata; Mammalia; Primates; Lorisidae
Gene: HPD
Product: 4-hydroxyphenylpyruvate dioxygenase
Exons: 14
Coding region: 124-1299 (391 amino acids)
Biological process (GO): L-tyrosine catabolic process
Cellular component (GO): endoplasmic reticulum membrane; Golgi membrane
Molecular function (GO): 4-hydroxyphenylpyruvate dioxygenase activity
Source: RefSeq, a predicted model, not a curated record
UCUCCACCCCCAGGAAAGCCAGGAGGCUGGGGCGGGACCUGCUUGGGGUUAAAUAUUCCUGUUCAACACUCCCCAGGCCUCUUGUCCCAGUCCUCUUGGCUGGAAGUUUAGCCAAGACCAGUCAUGACGACUUACAGUGACAAAGGAGCAAAGCCUGAGAGAGGCCGAUUCCUCCACUUCCACUCCGUGACUUUCUGGGUUGGCAACGCCAAGCAGGCCGCAUCCUUCUACUGCAGCAAGAUGGGCUUUGAGCCUCUCGCUUACAGGGGCCUGGAGACGGGCUCCCGGGAGGUUGUCAGCCACGUUAUCAAACAAGGGAAGAUCGUGUUUGUCCUCUCCUCGGCGCUCAAUCCCUGGAACAAAGAGAUGGGUGAUCACCUGGUGAAACACGGCGACGGAGUGAAGGACAUUGCAUUCGAGGUGGAGGACUGUGACUACAUCGUGCAGAAAGCCCGGGAACGGGGUGCCAAAAUUGUGCGGGAGCCCUGGGUGGAGCAGGACAAGUUUGGGAAGGUGAAGUUUGCUGUGCUGCAGACGUAUGGUGACACCACACACACCCUGGUGGAAAAGAUGAACUACACCGGCCGGUUCUUGCCUGGAUUUGAGGCCACGACAUUCAAAGAUCCGCUACUUUCUAAGCUGCCCAAGUGCAGUCUCGACAUUAUCGACCACAUUGUAGGAAACCAGCCUGAUCAGGAGAUGGUGCCGGCCUCGGAAUGGUACCUGAAAAACCUACAGUUCCACCGUUUCUGGUCUGUGGAUGACACGCAGGUGCACACGGAAUACAGCUCUCUGCGUUCCAUUGUGGUGGCCAACUAUGAGGAAUCCAUCAAGAUGCCCAUUAAUGAGCCAGCUCCAGGCAGGAAGAAGUCCCAGAUCCAGGAAUAUGUGGACUAUAAUGGAGGUGCUGGGGUCCAGCACAUUGCUCUCAAGACUGAAGACAUCAUCAUGGCGAUUCGCCACUUGAGAGAGAGAGGCAUGGAGUUCUUGGCUGUCCCUUCAACAUACUACAAACAACUGCGGGAGAACCUCAAGACUGCCAAGAUCCGGGUGAAGGAGAGCAUUGACGUCCUAGAGGAGCUGAAAAUCCUGGUGGACUACGACGAGAAAGGCUACCUCCUGCAGAUCUUCACCAAACCUAUGCAAGACCGGCCCACGCUCUUCCUGGAAGUCAUCCAACGCCACAACCACCAGGGUUUUGGAGCCGGCAACUUCAAUUCACUGUUCAAGGCUUUCGAGGAGGAGCAGCAUCUCCGUGGCAAUCUCACCGACUUUGAGACCAACGGGGUGGUCUCUUGACACCUCCCUGCCCACCCCGCUUGGCUCAUCGAGACUCCGCCCGCUGUUUCCGGAACAUGCCGGUCCAAGCUCCGCCCAGAGCUUCAGAGUCUCUCCCCACACUUGUCCCGCCCUCUAGGCCCCGCCCACCAGUCAGCUCCGGGCCCAGGCUCCGCCCACCUCUGGUCAAGCUCCCUCGCUCAGACUACAGUCUACUUCAGCCCUCACCAGUAAAGCGGACUCCGCUCCAAUA